CUUUCGCAGCGCAGCAGUCUCACAGAGGCCAGCUUUGUGCGCGUCAUACCUGCAGCCACGCCAAUAUGAAAGAAUUGAAAAGUGAUGAGAAGGGAGUAGACCGUAGUUACUACGUCAGCCGUUGAGCAUUCCCCGGGUAUACACCAAUACCUCUACCAUCCCCGUAAAUGCUUUCUGCGUUUCCCUGUUUUUCGCUCACACCAGGUUUCUUCUUUCUACUUAAUCUUUCCUUUCAGGGUCCAGGCCUCGAAGAAAACUAACCAGUCAUCGCGCGCGAAAAUCCACGACGUUGCGAAUAUGGCAAACGCUGCUGAAGUUCAAGCUGCGAAUGGCUUCAAUGGCCACCACCACCACCAUAAGCAGCAGAAGACUCAUCUCAGCGAAUUCGGCACUCACAUGGUAGCGGCAUCUGGUGAAUUUGUUGGUACUUUCUUCUUCUUGUACUUUGGCUAUGCUGGCAACAUUAUUGCUGUUCUUCAAGAGCCUGCCACUGGGCCUAAUGGCACAUUGGCCAACAACACUAUUAUCUGGAUCGCGAUGGCAUACGGCUUCUCCCUCUUGGUUAAUGUUUGGGCCUUCUACCGAAUCAGCGGUGGAUUGUUCAACCCUGCGGUCACCUUCGGUCUCUGUCUUGCUGGCCAAUUGCCAUGGAUGCGAGCGCUGUACCUAUUCCCAGCCCAGCUCAUCGCCUCGAUGUGCGCGGGUGGUCUCGUCGAAGCCAUGUUCCCCGGAAGUGCCUCGCAGGCAAACACAACGCUCGGUCCCAAUACUUCGAUAGCACAAGGCGUCUUUCUUGAGAUGUUCUUUACAGCCCAGUUGGUCUUCGUCGUCUUGAUGCUUGCGGCGGAGAAGUCCCGCGAUACAUUCCUCGCGCCAAUUGGCAUUGGUCUUUCUGUUUUCGUGGCCCUCAUUCCAGGCGUCUUUGUGACAGGCGGAUCAUUAAACCCUGUACGAUCAUUUGGCUGCGCUGUCGGUGGCAGAGACUUCCCCGGUUAUCACUGGCUCUACUGGGUUGGACCUCUCCUUGGUGGUGCUCUUGCUGCUGGCUACUUCAGGCUUGUCAAGAUGAUGCACUACGAGGAGGCAAACCCAGGGCAGGACAGUCCAGUCGACGUCUAGGAGGCGACGACAGAACAUCAGUAUGUUUGAGCAAAAGUGGUGGCUUGGGUUUGUGUUUUGAGCAGCAAUCUGCCACUUGUCAUCUACAUCAAGGGCGGUAUCAUGGAGGUUUAUACAAAGUAAUAAUUCGAUGGCACGGUGAAGUUGUUAAUGAAGCAUGAUGACCUAUUCAUCACUGCAUGGUAAAUAAGACACUUAAGUAUCGCUCAAACCCAA
Molecule: messenger RNA, 1335 nt
Organism: Fusarium verticillioides 7600
Lineage: Eukaryota; Fungi; Ascomycota; Sordariomycetes; Hypocreales; Nectriaceae
Product: aquaporin rerated protein, other eukaryote
Exons: 3
Coding region: 298-1119 (273 amino acids)
Biological process (GO): transmembrane transport
Cellular component (GO): plasma membrane
Molecular function (GO): water channel activity
Source: RefSeq, a predicted model, not a curated record